AUUUAACUGUCGGGUUUUGGUGGUUUCUCUCACGACAAAGUGCGGGUCUUUCUUUCUCGAGAUUCCACUACACAUUCAUCUUUCCAGCGCCUUAACCCCAGAGGAUGGACUCCAUCGCCGAAGCCUUAGGGAAACUGUGUGUCAGGAUAGUCUAUGGACCUGAUGCCAAUAUUCCAAAAUCCAUAACUCGCCGCCGAAAAGAAAAUGCGCCCAAGUCGCUUCCCCACAAACGAGCCCGCAGUUUGAGCAUAUCAGAUGACAAUAAGCAAGGACCAUUGCUCAUCAAGAUUCAGACUCAAGACAAAAAGAUCUUCAAAAAGCAGCAAUAUUUCUCUCUUCAGACACAAUCUGGCCUGCUUGCGUUCCUCCCACCCGAAAUCCGUGUCCAAAUUUGGCGCUAUGUCAUUGCUUCUUUCGACUUACAUAUUGUUCGGGCAGCAAAGACGUUGUGGGCCAUUGAAUGCGCCGGGGAAGGCAUGGCCCAACGUCCAUUAUGCUUCCACGAUUGCUGGGGUGUAUCUGACAGGCCCUUUGCCGGAUAUCACGGCACUACCCCGGGCUACUGCUAUAGUACUCGUGGAUAUGCUAAGUUUCGCGAUGGAAUUUCCUUGCUGCAGACAUGUCGCUUAGUCCAACAUUCUGUACCAAGAAAAUACAUUUCUCUUCAAUCAUGCGAAUACAUGGAACGAGACCUGCCAAUUGCUGGCGAGCAUUUCGGGCCUAAAAGAGCAGUACAUCCACCUCGGAGGAUGGAGCCUGGUACAUGAAAUUCAUAACGUCCUCGAGCCCCUUCACCAAAUCCGGCAGACAGAUGUUUUCAAUGUACGGGUCAGCAUGACGCCAGACCCCGAGGGAAAGUAUCAAGUUAAAGACAAACCGUUCCAUUUUGUUCCUGAUAGAUAUGAAGGGCUUGAAGACGGAAUUUGCUGUUAAUCCUUCGGCUUUAUAAGGCGUAUCUGGCUGGUAUUGUGUACGACCGAAGGUUAAGGUGUCUAGUGAAGGGCGGGCCCUUUAGAUAGUCACUUGGUUGGGGUUUCAUGAACUAUGUUUGUACUGGUCUUUCU
This is a messenger RNA of Aspergillus steynii IBT 23096, 1064 nucleotides long. RefSeq lists its product as uncharacterized. The transcript is spliced from 2 exons. The record is from RefSeq and is a predicted model, not a curated record. Bases 105 to 767 code for a protein of 220 amino acids. NCBI's taxonomy places the organism in Eukaryota, Fungi, Ascomycota, Eurotiomycetes, Eurotiales, Aspergillaceae.